AUGCUGACCAAAGUCCUUGCUGUAGCCGUCCUUCUCGCCGCCACCGAGGCUCGCAACAUCCGCGUCUACAACAAAUGUCCAUUCACCAUCUGGCCAGGAAUCUUGGGCCCUGGAAAUCCGGCCGGCGGCGGCUUCCGCUUGGACGGCGGCCAAAGCCGAACCGUUUCUGUGGACGACGCCUGGACCGCUGGCCGCGUCUGGGCUCGUACGGGCUGUGACGGGAACUUCAACUGCGAGACUGGCUUCUGUAGGGUUAGUAGGCUUCAAAAUGUGAAGUUUGCAAGUAGUUUUUUCGUCGGUCGCAGUAAAGUAUGCUUCCUGAGUAACUGCGCAACGGAGCGUAGUUUGGUUAUUGUAUUCCAGAAACCUAUUUUCUACUAAUCUCCUUAACAUUUUUGACUCGAAGAAGCGAGGGAAGAACUAUUUUUCGAAAAAAGGUGCUUUCAGAACACAGAGCAAUGCAACGGCGCCGGCGGAGUCCCACCAGUUUCCUUGGCCGAGUUCACCUUGAAGGCGUGGGGCAACGAAGACUUCUACGACGUCUCCUUGGUCGACGGCUACAAUCUCCCCGUUCUGAUCAUGACCGAAGGCGGAAAUAGUUCGUUUUAUUUUAUUGAAAAAAUUUGGACUAUACAAGGCAAAGAAGACAAAAAUCAUAUAUUUUUAAGGUAACGUUAACAUUUCUUUGAAAGUUCAUUCAUUAGGACUUUUAAAUAAAUCGGAAAACAUUUUAUUUUUGUGCCAUUUCCAGUUUACUAGUAGUAUAUCAAUGAAAAGGGUAUAGGGUCUAAUUUCACCGAACGACAUUCCGGUGUUCCGCUGCGUGCGGUUGCGAAGCGUUUUUGUGGAAGGAAAUGCAAAACCAAAAAUGAAGGGGGCGGAUCCGUCUCUCCCCUUUGACGUCAUGAGAAACAAGCGUCAGCAACAGGGAAUAUUAAAGGCGCAUGUUCAAUGGGUCAAGAGACGAAUCGAUUUCUCAUCGAAAAACGCAAUUCUUCUGUUGCCGUGUUCAAAGUGAUUCCGCGAACUUCAAAAUAGCCGCCAGAUAAUUGAAUUUCGGAAGUUCAGUGAUCGUAUACUAUUUCGCGAAAAAUAUUCUGAACACGGCAUGUGUGAGAGCGCCGCAGUGCAUGCACAAGACACACAACACUUUACGGAAAAAAAAACAUGUCAAAAAACUCUGUGUGCGUAGAUAAAAUGGUACGUUGGGAGCACGAGUCAAAAUCUUUAAUAAAAAAAAAAAUUAAUACCGAGACUCGCAAAUGCACAGACGCUUCGCGACCGCACGCAGCGGAACAGCGGAAUGUCGUUCGUUGAAACUCCAAGUCUUUUUAAAGUCAUUUUAACAGCAUUCCCUUCGAAGUGCGCGGUCUAUUUCUGAGCAUGCGCCUUUUAUUUGGCAUAAAAGUUAAAUUAAAGGCGCAUGCACAGACAAAGGCCGCGCGCAUCAAAAAGAAGGGUCUUGUAGCUCAAAGGAAUGAAAAGUGACUUUCUCCUUAUUCCAGACUGCAAAAUCGCCGGCGGUUGCGUCAAGGACAUCAACCAGGAGUGUCCGGCGGCGAUGGCCGUGAAGGGACACAACGGCAACACGGUGGCCUGCAAAAGCGCCUGCCUCGCCUUCAACACGGACGAGUACUGCUGCCGCGGGGCCUACGGAACCCCCGACAAGUGCCAUCCCAACCAGUACACGCAGAUGUUCAAGGACGCCUGCCCCACCGCCUACAGCUACGCCUACGACGACGGCACCUCCACCUUCACCUGCCAGCCGUCCGCCAACUAUGUCGUCCAGUUCUGCUAA
This is a messenger RNA of Caenorhabditis auriculariae, 1798 nucleotides long. NCBI's taxonomy places the organism in Eukaryota, Metazoa, Nematoda, Chromadorea, Rhabditida, Rhabditidae. The record is from the annotation of a GenBank genome assembly.